AAUACCUGCACCCAGAUUGAAGAGUUACAUUCAUCGUGGGGUUUCUGUCCCAAAUCAUUGCCAACAUGAAGAAGGUAUUGUGCAGUCUUGCAGUCUGCCUCUUAAUCUUUCGACCGACACAUGCCGGUCCCUUGGAAAGCGACGUUUCCAUCAACGAAGAGGCCACGAGGGAACUGGAAGAGCUCCUGCCCAACAGCUGCAGCAUUUGUUUUGGAACUCGAGGCCCACGAGGCCCUCCUGGAAAGGAUGGAUGUGCCGGACCACAAGGUGUGCCAGGCAACCCGGGCAGUAUCGGUCCUGCUGGACCACUGGGCCCAGCUGGCUCACCUGGCCCAGCUGGGAGCGCUGGACCUCCUGGACCAGCUGGUCCCCCUGGCAACAACGGCCUGAGAGGGGAACCAGGCAACACUGGUCCUCCUGGACCCCCUGGGAAUCCUGGAACCCCAGCCGCAACAAACCGCAUCUCUUGUACUAACGUCUCCAGCAGAGGUGCCACCACGAGUUGCCCCACAGGGUACAUCGUGUUGUCGUGUUCAUGUGGAAGCGCGUGUGGUUCGUGGGACAUCCCAAACGACAGCACGUGUCACUGCCAGUGCAAUAACAUCGACUGGACAUCGGCGCGGUGCUGUCAGCUGGCUUGAGACGGAUCGGCGGUGCAGAUGGGAGAACAAUAAUUGACCGGAUACUUCAACUAUCUUUUUUUCCUUGGAACCGAAUGCAGCAUAUUACAAAUGCAGAGAGCAUCUAUUUUCACCAAGUAUAGUGCACAGAUGUAAUCUCACGAGACAUUUUUGCUUCUCAAUUUUGUCUGCAAACCUCUGAAGUGACGUCGUUUAUAUUUCACAUGUGUUUAUGAAUUAAAAAAAGUACAUAGCAAAGUGUUGAACUUGACUACACAGAUUUAUCUGUUGGUGCAUUAAAACGUCUUUCUAUAUAUAUUUUAAUCAAUCAAAUAAUAAAAAAAUCUGGAUUUUGUAACAUACCUGUCAACCCCUAUCAGUGCCUACCUUAUUACAGAACAAUUUAGACCUUAUUGGUCACACAGUGCCCUUAUAAAUCUCAACGUUCAUCCGACAAAGUUCCAUCACAAGGGAGAAACACAAACAGAUAUACAAUCACCACUAGUACUCUCACCACUAGUACACUCACUACUGCAAACCUGUCAACCCCUAAUCAGUGCCUCCUACCUUAUAACAGAUCCAUUCAGACCUUAUUGGUCACCCCGUGCCCUUAUAAAUAUAAAAAAAAAACAUUUAUCCUACAAAGUUCCAUCACAAGGGAGAAACACAAACAAAUAGACAACAAAAUGUCCGUAUUUAAAUGGCUGCACGCCGUAUGGACCAGAAAACUCAAUUUCUCUGACAAGAAUACGGGUAAAUCGGUUGGGUUGACACGGUAUGUUGUAAAUACAUAUGCUGAUUUUGGUGAAGCUCAUUUCUUUUCAGAUAAAUGGCAUUUUGCUUUUUCGUAAUAAAUGGUUGUUGAUGUUA
Molecule: messenger RNA, 1490 nt
Organism: Petromyzon marinus (sea lamprey)
Lineage: Eukaryota; Metazoa; Chordata; Hyperoartia; Petromyzontiformes; Petromyzontidae
Source: RefSeq, a predicted model, not a curated record